Molecule: messenger RNA, 507 nt
Organism: Pogona vitticeps (central bearded dragon)
Lineage: Eukaryota; Metazoa; Chordata; Lepidosauria; Squamata; Agamidae
Source: RefSeq, a predicted model, not a curated record
AUGAGUGAUGCUGGUUUUGAAAUCAUGCCUGUCCAGAAACAAACCUGUGCUGGUCAACACACAAGGUUUGAGGCUUUUGUAGCCAUCGGAGACUACAAUGGCCAUGUGGGCUUAGGAGUAAAAUGUUCCAGGUUGUCCAUCAUGCCAGUCCAGUGAGGUUACUGGGGAAACAAGAGUGGCAAGCCCCACACCGUGCCCUGCAAGGUGAUGGGCCGCUGUGGGUCCGUCCUGAUGUGUCUCAUCCCUGCGCCCUGUGGGACUAGAAUUAUGUCUGCGCCAAUUCCCAAGAAACUCCUUAUGAUGGCUGGGACUGAUGAUUGUUACACCUCCACCAGGGGCUGCAUGGCCACCCUGGGCAACUUCGCUAAGGCCACUUUUGAUGCCAUCUCUAAGACCUACAUUUAUCUGAUCCCUGAUCUCUGGAAGGAAACUGUGUUUACCAGAUCUCCUUACCAGGAGUUUACUGGCCAUUUGGCCAAGACCCAUGCAACCCGGGUGUCUGUGUAG